Messenger RNA from Aspergillus nidulans FGSC A4, 1245 nucleotides. Its product is annotated as D-serine ammonia-lyase DSD1. Gene Ontology annotation, molecular function: D-serine ammonia-lyase activity. Bases 1 to 1245 code for a protein of 414 amino acids. The record is from RefSeq and is a predicted model, not a curated record. NCBI's taxonomy places the organism in Eukaryota, Fungi, Ascomycota, Eurotiomycetes, Eurotiales, Aspergillaceae. The transcript is spliced from 3 exons. Gene Ontology annotation, biological process: D-serine catabolic process.
AUGGACGCCUAUGAUUCAUACAUUGGAAAGCCGGUCACAGAGCUACCGACUCCGGCUCUAGUUCUGAGCAAACCGACCAUUGAGCGAAACAUCAAGCAGCUUCUUCAGGAUGUUGAGAGGCUGGGGAUUGCGUUUCGGCCGCACGUUAAGACGCUCAAGUCUCUUGAAGUAACAAGGAUGAUGCUCGGCAAUGGCCAGCACCGACGCAUCGUCGCCUCAACUCUCCCCGAGAUCGAGGGUGCCAUUCCCCUGGCAAAAGAGGGAGUUCUUGACGAGUGCCUCUACAGCAUGCCGAUCUACCCAACCGUCCUCCCGCGCCUCCUCAAAUUCUCGAAAUCUCUCAAAAUUCUCCUCAUGAUCGAUAAUGAGCAGCAUAUCGACGUACUGGAGAAGUUUAGUGGUUCCACAGCACCAUGGCCAGUCUUUAUUAAGAUUGAUGUGGGAACCCGCAGAGCUGGAAUUCUCAACUCCUCGUCUGCUCUCCCAAAUCUCGUGAAGCGCGUUGAGGAAUCCUCUGCCGUAGAGCUUUAUGGGUUCUACUGCCAUGCAGGGCAUUCCUAUGCUUGUCGGACUGAGGAAAGCGCGGUUGCCGUGCUGAAGGACGAGGUUGAGGGGGUGGUUAGUGCGUCGAAGCUCCUGGGAACUGGGCGGAAAGUUGUUGUGUCGGUUGGCUCCACCCCGACGGCGCAUGUGGUUAGAGAGCUUCGAGAGGUUCUGCCUGAGGGGCUGGAGCUAGAGUUACAUGCUGGUAUGUCUGCACCUGCCCAAUUCUUACGUCUUGAAACCAGUACUGAGAGCAGCAAAGGAAACUACCCCUGCAACGACCUCCAACAAGUCUCAACCGGCCUUGUCCCUCACACUGCGCAAUCCGUCCGUGUCCUAGCAGAAGUUUGCAGCGUCUAUCCCGAGCGCAAUGAAGCUCUGAUCAAUGCAGGCACAAUCGCACUCACAAAAGAGACGAGCGAGUUCCCCGGUUAUGGCCGAGUCACUGAGCGCCCGCAGUGGGCUGUUUUGCGAACGAGCCAGGAACACGGCAUCCUAGGACUUUCGCCGGCGCCGGCUUUGUCGUUGUUGGGAGUGAAUGAGGUUAAGGAUGAGAAGGCUGUGGAUUCCUUCAAGGUGGGCGAUAAGGUGCUUCUUUAUUGCCAGCAUGCAUGCAUUACAGCAGCGGCGUAUCCAACUUAUUAUGUUGUUGAUGAGCAAGAUGUUGUUCGGGAGGCUUGGGUGCCAUGGAAGGGGUGGUAG